GCAACAUACAACUUCUACAACUUUAUAGUUUCUAUUUUCUACCCUAGAAGACUUGCAAAUUACGUACCUUCCUCCUGAAGAAAUUGUAAAUUGCUCCUUUUCGUACUUUCAUCAUUCCGUAUUUCAUCUGAGAUUGUCAAAUGCAGUAAUCCAAAGGGCACAAGAACAAACAUGGAAGGAUUGUAUUCUGAGUUGGAGAAUUUUGUUCAGACAGAAAAUAUGUUGGAUAAUGACCAGUCGGUGGAGGUUGAGGACAGUGGGUCGGGGGGAAAUAGUGAAUUAGAUCCAGAGGUAUCACCAUUAAUUCCUGGGCUUCCUGAUGACAUUGCACUUUUCUGCUUGGCAAGGGUUCCUAGAAGGUAUCACGCGCUUCUCAAAUGUGUGUCAAGAAAAUGGAGAGACUUGGUUUGUGGUGAAGAGUGGUACUCCUACAGAAAGAAACAUCAUCUCCAGGAGAGUCGGAUUUAUGCCUUAGGUAGAGACAAGUCUGAACAGCUGUGCUGUUAUGUAUUGGACCCGACUCGCUUAAAAAGGGGAUGGAAGCCCAUUCUAGGACUUCCGCAUCGCUGCAUAAGGAGAAAAGGUGUGGGCUUUCAAGUGUUAGGGAAGAAACUAUUCCUAUUCGGUGGAUGUGGCUGGAUCGAAGAUGCUACUAAUGAAGUCUAUUGCUAUGAUGCUGCCAUGAAUAAGUGGAAUCAAGCUGCUUCCUUGGCGGUUCCAAGGUGCUACUGUGUGUCUGAAGUGUUUGAUGAAAAAAUCUUUGCAAUUGGGGGCAUAGGGCCUAAUUCCAGUAAUUUACCUUCCUGGGAGACUUACAACCCGGAAACAAUGAGUUGGACUUUGCGUGAAAAUUCCAACAUUUUUCCUGAUAUUGAAGAUUCCAUAGUCUUGGAUGGGAAAAUUUACAUUCGCGGUGUUUCUUCACCUCUAACACCUGCAGUGCCUGCAUUUUUCUUUGAACCUUCUAGCACCACAUGGCAGCCGGCAGCUUUUGACUUAGCGUCAGGUUGGCAUGGUCCAGCAGUCGUUGUAGGCGGAAUGCUUUAUGUGUUAGAUCAGUCUUCAGGUACCAGGUUGAUGAUGUGGCAAAAGGAUAUAAGGCAGUGGGUGGCAGUGGGGAGAUUGUCGCCCCUAUUGACAAAGCCUCCCUGUCGGCUGGUGGCCGUUGGGAAUGACAUCUUUAUUAUUGGGAAGGGGCUUAGCACUGUGGUAUUUAAUGUUGAAAAUGCAAGGAACAUGGAUGGGGUGUUGAUGAGCACUUCCAUUCCCAAGUCAAUAUCUGAUGAUGAUGUAAUAAGCUGUAAAGCAAUCACAAUUUAGGUCUAGGAAUAUUAAAUUGUAACAGCUUGCUGUGACUUGUUAUGUUCUUGGCUUAAUGGAUUUAAUACAUUGUACAAUUUUUGUCAGGUCGACUAGUAUCUCUUCAUACAAUG
Nicotiana tabacum (common tobacco) is the source of this 1433-nucleotide messenger RNA. Its product is annotated as F-box/kelch-repeat protein SKIP4. The record is from RefSeq and is a predicted model, not a curated record. Gene Ontology annotation, molecular function: protein binding. Lineage: Eukaryota; Viridiplantae; Streptophyta; Magnoliopsida; Solanales; Solanaceae.